Molecule: messenger RNA, 1710 nt
Organism: Salvia splendens (bonfire salvia)
Lineage: Eukaryota; Viridiplantae; Streptophyta; Magnoliopsida; Lamiales; Lamiaceae
Product: protein NRT1/ PTR FAMILY 5.11
Exons: 3
Coding region: 7-1473 (488 amino acids)
Source: RefSeq, a predicted model, not a curated record
UCAGCCAUGUUUCUCAUGAAAGAAGUCUUACGCAUGUUUAGUAAGCACAUCAUCGACUUCAAAAAAUCAAUUCUGUUCAUCCUAGGGCUCAUAUGGAGCUUCAAGAUGGUGGAGCAGACAUUUGUCAACAUAUUAAUCACGCGUCUCGCCACGGAGAAUAAUUAUGACCUCCUAGGCUCUGUGGGCGUCGUGAAUUUGCUGGAACUAUUGUACGUUCUUCUCAUACUGAUCUCCUCCUACGCAAGUAACAGAAUCAAGGUUUACAAGGGCCGUUUCUUCAUGGUGGUUUUCUCCACUACAUUUUUCUUCAUCGGAUUGAUACACAGCUUCGCGGAGGCUGGAAAUGACGAUGAAUGGCAGCUUAGUUUAGGGUUAUUCUACCCUGCUAUGGCGAUAAUGGCUUUUGGGCGAGGGGCGCUGGCCGUCACGCUGAAAGCAUUUCUCGACGACCAGUUUAGGUCGAAGUAUGGCGACGACAAUGAGAGACAACAACACACCAAAUUCUGGUGGUCUCUAGUCUCCUCAUUGGCUGCCCUCUUCGUUCAGGUGUCGCCUUUAACGGGAUUCGACUUGAAAAAACUCGAAAAAGUAUUAAUCGUUGUGAUGGGAUGUUUCUUCUUAGUGUUCACAUUUGGUUUUGAUUACUACUCCGAUGAUAAGGAGAGGAAACACAACGUUACUUCGAUUGCAAAAGUAAAGAGGCCAGUGAAUAUUUUGGCGUUGUGGGGUUGUUUAUCCGUUUUAAGCAUAGUUUUUGCUUCGGGAAGCACCUUCUUCUUCUUAGAAGCCAUCACGCUUAGUGACCGGGAAUAUAUUAUACCUGUCAUUCUCUUACUCGACAACUUGACUAGAUUCACGGGGUUUGUGGUCUCAGAAUCCUGCAGCCUCGUAAUAAUAAAACUCAAGGAGCAAAAGCGAUACAACAUACAGAAGAUGGAGCUGGUGAGAAUCGGCAUGGGAAUGUGGUGCUGCGUGCUGUGCUGCAACUUCGCUGUGGGUGUUUCGACACACAGGAAGUACGGAGCAGGUGGUAGCAAAAUGAGCGUAUAUUGGCUAACUCCACAGUUCUUUCUACUGGGACUGGUGAGGGGACUAGCUAAAGACGGGUUUCAAUCGUUGUACGAGUCUCAGGUAAGGAAAUACGGGUGGGCGUUGGGAGAGCUCGCGCGAGGAGUUGGUUGCUUAUUGAGCAUACUUUGCAUUCGCAUCUUCAGCGGGAAGAAUUUCAAAUGGUUCCAGAACAAUGUAGACACCAGUAGCCUCAACAAGUAUUAUAGUUUUUUGGCUGUUUUAAGUGUUGCGAAUGCUAUGCUUUACUGUUGGAUCGCGGGUUGGUACCUAGCCCAACCUUUCCUAGGGAAACUCAAACAAAAACGAGGUGGUAGAGUAAUGGAUAGCAGAAUGCACAAUCCAGAAGGAAGCUCCGGGAAAUAUGAUCAUGACGACAAGAAGAUGAAAGACAAGUCUUGGUGAAAUUCAUGAAUUGCGUUUGAUUUACAUGCAUGCAUGUUCAUAAGCUGCCAUGAUUUCAUAAAAUUAAACUGCGGCUUAUAUUUUUUUUUCUUUUUUGUUUUUAUUUGUUAUCAUAUUUUACUUCAUUUGCCAAGAUGUGGCAGGUGUGUUGUUGCUUUUAAAAAUGUUGUUGUAACAAACAAGGUACAUCCCUUGCUUAUGUAAAUCCAUUGUUUAUAUGUUUUUAUUGAUGCUAAA